CUCCCGCCGCCUGCCGGGAUCGAGGCGGAGCGGCGCGGAGGACUUCCGGCGGCUGAGGGGAGCGGAGCGGGGGCGCCGGCGCCGCCAUCGCCAUGUCGACAUCGCUGGGCUCCAACACCUACAACCGGCAGAACUGGGAGGACGCGGACUUCCCUAUUCUGUGUCAGACAUGUCUUGGAGAAAACCCAUAUAUUCGAAUGACCAAAGAAAAAUAUGGAAAAGAAUGCAAGAUUUGUGCCAGGCCUUUCACAGUAUUCCGCUGGUGCCCUGGUGUUCGUAUGCGUUUCAAGAAAACAGAAGUAUGCCAGACAUGCAGCAAGCUGAAGAAUGUCUGUCAGACCUGUCUGCUUGAUCUGGAAUAUGGUUUGCCUAUUCAAGUCCGGGAUGCAGGACUCUCCCUUAAGGAUGAAAUGCCUAAGUCCGACGUCAAUAAAGAGUACUACACCCAAAACAUGGAACGAGAGAUAUCCAAUUCUGAUGGCACUAGACCAGUUGGUGCACUAGGAAAAGCUACUUCCACCAGCGACAUGCUGCUGAAGCUGGCUCGGACCACUCCUUACUAUAAACGUAACCGUCCUCACAUCUGUUCCUUCUGGGUAAAAGGAGAAUGCAAGAGGGGAGAAGAGUGUCCCUACAGACAUGAGAAACCUACAGAUCCAGAUGAUCCUUUGGCUGAUCAGAACAUCAAAGAUCGUUACUAUGGAAUUAAUGAUCCUGUGGCUGAUAAACUUCUGAAACGAGCGUCAACCAUGCCUCGUCUAGACCCCCCUGAUGACAAGACUAUUACUACACUGUAUGUUGGAGGGCUUGGAGAUACUAUCACUGAAUCAGAUCUCAGAAAUCACUUCUACCAGUUUGGGGAGAUUCGGACGAUAACUGUAGUGCAGAGACAACAGUGUGCUUUCAUCCAGUUUGCCACCCGGCAAGCUGCAGAAGUGGCUGCUGAGAAAUCCUUCAACAAACUCAUUGUCAAUGGUCGCAGGCUCAAUGUCAAAUGGGGAAGGUCCCAGGCAGCAAGAGGAAAAGAAAAGGACAAGGAAGGUACUACAGAAUCUGGGAUAAAGCUGGAGCCAGUUCCAGGACUUCCCGGAGCUCUCCCCCCUCCUCCAGCUGCAGAAGAGGAGGCUUCUGCAAAUUACUUCAACCUACCUCCAAGUGGCCCUCCAGCCGUGGUUAACAUUGCCUUGCCACCUCCUCCUGGCAUUGCUCCGCCACCACCUCCAGCAGGUUUCGGACCACACAUGUUCCACGCCAUGGGGCCCCCGCCUCCCUUCAUGAGAGCCCCAGGCCCCAUUCACUACCCGUCUCAAGAUCCCCAGAGGAUGGGUGCCCACGCGGGAAAGCACAGCAGCCCCUAGCAGGUCGUGCCACCCUCAUCAUUUAAGUAAAUGUUAUUUUCUAGUUACCAUGGUAGCACCAUAAGUUGAGCUGUGGGUGAGCUAGAGAAGCCUUAUUUCCCUGCUUGCAGACACUGGGCAAGCUGAGCUCCGUGUCUCCGCUAGCUAAUCGGAUUGUUGAUACAUCCCAGAUCUUUCAUUUAGUGUGGGGAGGGUGGGGAGGGGUGGGGGGCAGACAGAAGGGCUGUCGGGUGUCUGUGGAUCAGGUGUACCAGAAUUACAGUGCUAUCCGUGUAUCCCGUUUGCACACUUUUGAAAUAAACUUCUGGAAAAACAAAACCAAGCCCUUUUCAAGCCCAUUUGAUAUGCUCAGUCUGAACACUAUGGACUAUUAAAUUGUAACCAGAGACUCUGUCAGGUAACUAAUGACUUAUUAUUCUAAUGAGGUAUUACACCAGGACUGAAUAAGAGCUGAAAAACAAGCUUAUCAGAUGUGCCAAACCCAUGGCUUUGCCUUACUAUUGCCACAGAAUUUUCCUUCCUCUUUUUUCCUGACUUCUUGCUUAAAAAAAAAAAAAAAAACCAAACCAAAACUUUUGUUGAUGCUUCACUUCUAAUCCUGCAUGGCUGGAGCAAGAUAAGUGUUAGGUCACGUGAGCAGCCCCUGGCUAGUGCAGGCGUGACGUGGAGUGACCGUUUAGCAGUUGCCUGUUUUAGCCUGGUGAAGGCCCUCUCGGUGGCCCCCAGAGGCUGGGCUGGUGUUGCUGACAGCUGCAAGGGGAGGAUGUGAUGCAGCUGCAAGCUUGUCUGGGGUAUAUUUGGAGCAUGAUUGGGGCUUUGGAGGCCUGUGGAUACGGUCUCCUCUUAAACUGUGAGAUGGAUCCCACUUCGUCCUGCUUUGAUAAGACCUGAAACUUUUCUUUCUGUGCUCCAACUAUAGUGUUUGCCCAGGAGCAACUGUGUCCUGCAUGGAGCCUGGCGUUGAGUAAGAUGUAUGUACACGUGGCUGGAGGAUUUUGAGUUUAUCUGUAUGUCAACUGCUUUCAGGCAAUGGAUCUGUGGACAUCUUUCUGUAAAGCAAAACAUGAUGGGACCUGUUCUGAAGCUUCAUUUGCUUGU
This is a messenger RNA of Harpia harpyja (harpy eagle), 2456 nucleotides long. It is a transcript of the gene RBM22, whose product is annotated as RNA binding motif protein 22. The transcript has 11 exons. Gene Ontology annotation, molecular function: U6 snRNA binding; metal ion binding; pre-mRNA binding. The coding region runs from base 93 to 1358 and encodes 421 amino acids. NCBI's taxonomy places the organism in Eukaryota, Metazoa, Chordata, Aves, Accipitriformes, Accipitridae. Gene Ontology annotation, cellular component: Prp19 complex; U2-type catalytic step 1 spliceosome; U2-type catalytic step 2 spliceosome. The record is from RefSeq and is a predicted model, not a curated record.